UCUUGUGGCAACUUCAACCCACGUCUUGUUGAAGAAGACGACGACGUUCUCGAUGCCAGAGCUCUGGCAUCAGAUCUGGAUUUACCUCACGCACAGUAUGCAACGCCUCCAGCGCAGCCCGCCGCAGUACCCCAUCUCGCCGUCCGACUCGGAGCCGAGCCACUCGCCACUGCUGCGCAGCAUGUACCCGACGAGCUACGAGCUUCUCUCGCCGCUCUCGCUCAGCGAGCCGCAACCGCGGUACCGCAAGCGAAGCUUCCACGACCUCGACGACGACAUCUCGCAGGACCGUCGAUCCGCCGACCUCGCCGCUCGACUUGCACUCCUCCUCCACGCCCGCCGGUGCUUUCGAGACGACUGCCUCGUGCCCAACUGCGCGACGGCUAAAGGCGUGCUCGAGCACUGCCAAGAAUGCGGCGUCGGCCUCGGCAAGUGCCACAGCUCGUGCAACCAGGCCAAAGUCCUACUAAAGCACUAUCGCGUCUGCAAGUCGAAUGCACUACCGUGCCAGCUCUGCGCGACGCUGCGAAAGGACCACGACUGGGCCAUUGUCGAGUACUAGUUGUUGUUUAAUUUAGAGUAUAUAAGAGCAUCCCCAGCAGUCGUUUCCA
Molecule: messenger RNA, 611 nt
Organism: Saprolegnia diclina VS20
Lineage: Eukaryota; Oomycota; Saprolegniomycetes; Saprolegniales; Saprolegniaceae
Exons: 1
Coding region: 53-562 (169 amino acids)
Source: RefSeq, a predicted model, not a curated record